Molecule: messenger RNA, 935 nt
Organism: Eufriesea mexicana
Lineage: Eukaryota; Metazoa; Arthropoda; Insecta; Hymenoptera; Apidae
Product: methyltransferase-like protein 7A
Exons: 3
Coding region: 134-931 (265 amino acids)
Molecular function (GO): S-adenosylmethionine-dependent methyltransferase activity
Source: RefSeq, a predicted model, not a curated record
GAAAAACAAAACCAGAGAAUAAAGUUCAAAAGGUGUCGACAUUCGAUCUUGUUACUUUAUAUUCGUUUGAAAAGACAAACGUUGCGAGAAGUUCUAAGAAGAUUCCUAUAAGUGUACUUUCCAUCGAAGAAACAUGAGUAACAGCGAUUUAUGGAUACGCGAUGUGAUUACAAGUUAUGGGUUGUUAUUGCUGAUUUUCAUUUUCAUCGCGUUCUUAACAUCGCGAAAAUGGCCGAAUUUACAAAAGCACAUUUACAGAACUUAUUUAACCGGUUUCGAGGUAGAAUGCGCAGAUCUCAUGGCACCUUACAAGAAACAUUUAUUCGAAUCGUUACAACACAUCGUUUCGAGUGACACAGUAUUACGUUCCAUGGGUUGUAUACGUCUCCUUGAGAUUGGCGUCAAAACGGGUGAAAAUAUACAGUUUUACCCAGAUGGCACACAUUUUAUUGGUGUUGAUCGAAAUCUGAGAUUGGCUGAAUAUCUAAUUAAAGGAAAUCGUUCUUGGCAAUUUUCGCAUAUCAUUAUUGAACAUCUUAUAGUUGGUGAUGGUAGCUCCCUAAAGGAAAUACCUACUGGACAUGUAGACAUAGUUGUGACAACAAGAUCGUUAUGUUCAAUGACAUCCUUGAAAUCAACGCUUCGAGAGAUCCACAGGGUACUGACACCGGGAGGUCGAUAUUUAUUUAUAGAGCAUAUACCUGAAAAUGAAGGAACUUUUAUACGAUGGUUACAAAAAAUGUUAUCACAAACAAGAAUAUGGCCAUCACUAUAUGGUGGUUGCCAUUUAGAUAUUCAUCCUAUUGUAGACAUUAAAAAUACUGGCUUUAACCACGUUACAUGGGAUACAUUUACUCUUGAAGGUUAUGUAUCCCAAACUUUCCAUUUGAUUCUUUCAAGACAACACGUAUUAGGUGUAGCCGUUCGAUAAUUAA